UGGACCAGAGUUAACUCUAGACCAGCCACACAGUGGAACGGCUGGUUGCCUUACAACAAAAAACAAUCACAGUUCGAUCCCCUGUUUGUCUGUGGACUGGAACUGUUGGCCGUGGGGUGACGCUAUAACAAAAGAAUAAGUUGUGAAUGUUGACAACAACAGACCGAUUUACGGCAGUGAGAGGCUGCAGUCAGUGAAGAAUCACAGACGUGACUGAGGCAGAGCAGCUGUUGUAGCUCAGAAUCGCGUAUUUAGCAAAAAGCGACACCAAACGAUGGUUUCCGAACUCAAAACGUUUUUGUUUUUAUUUUUAUAUUAAAAGUGAGUGCGAAUAAAAAAAAACAGCAGGUGGCGAUGUUGAUGUUGUAGCCCCGCCCCUCCCCCUCAGUGCGCGCUUGUUAUUUAUGAAUGCCCAUCGCUGCUCGCGGUAGCGUGCACGCCCCGUGCACGUUUUCGCACGUUAUUAUGAUGUUUGGUCGUUAGGAGACAGCGGACGCUGCAGGUCUGCCGCCCCCCCCCCCCCUGCCGCUCCUGCCGCCGCCGCGGGGAGACCUGAGUCGCGAACCCAUUCAUCCGGAAGGGCUGUUGUUUGCGUGUGUGUGUGCGCUGCUCCUUGAUUACAAUAAUCGCAAUAACGUUAGUGGGUCAACGCAGCGCACUGCCACCACCGCCGCCGCCGCCGCCGUCUGCAGACGCCGGACCCGCCGCACACGCACACGCCGAUUCUUUGACCCGGAGCUGCUGCCCGCUAAGGAAAGCUGUUGGAGGUAACGUCUCCGUUAUGAUGUCAUCUUGAAAGUGGGCGGGACAACAUGACCCUGAGUGAGUGAGGGGGAGGGGUCACAUCCCUUGGCUUCUUCCUCAUUUGCCUCCUGUUUCAUCCGACCAAACGACUGGAAUGCCAUUACGGUGUGGCUGUGCACCCCCCUCUCCCCAGCUCUCCCCCCUCUUCUUCCCCAAGCUGCCCUUUUCUCUCCCCCUCACGUAGCUCUGCCCUCCUUCUCCCCCCCCCCACCAUGCUGUGGUCAUGCUGCUGGAGUCGAUCCUGAGGACGUAGACUCUGGAGGGCGACCCUGCUCAGCCGGGGGACUACCACCUGUCCCUGCUGGACCCGAACUCUCUGGCAGAGUGCUGCCCCCCUGAUGGCUCCAUGCCUGAGAGCAGCUACUGGCAGCUCUGUCCUCCCUCUAAGACCAGCCUACAGGGGGGGUUGCUGAGCUCUAGUUUCCCGCCCGGCCCCGUGCCCUUGGUGCCACCUGAUGCUCACCUGCAGGAGGGCGGGGUCGACCCGCUGGACAGGACGUCUCAGCCUCAGCAAUCGCAAUCACAGCACCACCCGCUGGCUCCGAGCACCUCUGCGUCAGAACUGUCCCUGCCCGGGGCGACUGCUGCCGCGCUCGCCGGACCUCCUGCGCCCGGUCUCCCCCCUCCUCCGCCGCCGCCCCCUAAACGCCACUGCCGCUCACUGUCGGUGCCCGAGGACCUGUCCCGUUGCCGUUACACUUGGCGGCCGAGCGCCUCGAGGGUCUGGACGCCCGUUAGCCGCCAGCAAUGUCACGGUGCCGUCGGAGGAGGGGUCACGGGUGCCGCAGGAGGAGUUAUAGGGGCGGGGGCAGCAGGCGGCGGCGCCUGCCCCCUGCGUGCUCCUAGCUCCUCCCUGAACUCGUCGCUGCACUCCUCGUCCAGCCCCACCUUCUUCAGCCUGGCGCUCUCGCCAGACUCGCCGCUGCCUUGGAGCUUCCCCUGGGAUCCCAGCGAGGCGGCGGCAGGAGGAGCGUGCUGCUGCUUCUUCCCUUCCCCGUCCUCCUGCUCCUCUUCGCCUUCGCCACUGCACCCGCCUCCACCUCCUCAGCGGCGUUUUUCUCUAUCGCCCGUGCUAAUCAGAGACUCGGCGGCCUCCACCUUCCUGCCUCCUCCGCCCGUACCCUGCCAGGCGGUUUGCGCCGGGGCCGGGCCCCCGCCCGUCAUGGCCGGGGCCAUGUCUGGAGGGCCGGUUCCCGCCUCGCCCUCCUCCGCCUGCAGCACGCCGUCGUCGCUGCGUCGCAGCCUGCCGCCGCAGCUGCCGCGGUGCCAUUCGCAGCCCUGCGACCUCCUGCUGCUCAAACCGGGUCUGAAGAGGCGGCGUGACCCGGACCGACCGUGUGCUCGACCGGUGCUGGACUUCACCAAGAUGACACAGACACGCAGCCUGGACCCUCAGUGUCUGGAGCGCGGCGGCAGGUUGAUGUGCGGCGGAGGCGACCUGUGCAUGGGAAUGGAAGCGUUCAUGGGCGACUUCCGACGCUCCUGCUCCCCGGCCGAGUGUCUGGGCCGGACCAGCAUUGGACCGCUGAGCGAGAGCGAAUAGGAGUGCCGCGAGGACGACGACGACGACGAAGACGAAGACGGCGAGGAGGGAGAAGACGAGCGCGAGGCGGCGUCGGCGGGGCAGCAGGCGGUGUUUGAGCGAGACUGUACAGAACUGGACCUGAACCUGAUCGAAGAAAACUGACACCUUUGUACAUGAAUGCUCUUCUUCUCUCUUUCUCGUCUCCACUUUCUUUUAACGCCAUUCUCAGCCCCGCCCACGCUCUGACCCACCCCCUGAUCUGGAAACGCCUCCUCGCAGUCGGCCGGUGAGGCUCUCAGGAACAACGCCGUUUCUCAUUGGAUGAGCUAAGCUAAAGGACGACGACAGUGAUGAUGUGGCUAACGGCUAACGGCCCGCGGCUCUCUGCACCCGUGCUCUUGAAGUGACCCGGUUUCCAACACUGGUGGCGACUCAGUCUUCCAACAUGAAACGACAACCGAUGUAAAAGUUGCAGUUUUGAUGUGACUGUCGCUGCGGAGCAGCGCUAACCUAACGCAACAUCGCUGUCCAUUAGCAUUCACCGACCAAUCAGGACACAUCCACGGUUGGUUUCGUAUUUGUUACAAUUGCUCAACAAAAAAGUGCGUAAACAAUGCUACACCGGUGGUUCACAAAGCGUGGGGCGGGUCCCCCUUGGGGGAUAUGAAGGUAUUGCAGGGGGCCCGCAGCCAAAUUGAAUUCGAUCUUUAGUUUUUGUUUGUUUGUCUCGCAGCAUGAAAUCGGUUCUUUUUUGCAAAGAAGAUUUUUUUUUUUAAAUUUCAAUCUGAUCUUCAACCAGAGACAAUGAAAAGUUUGACACAAAGAUCUUUUGUUGUGGUUAAAAAUAUAAAUGAAUCAAAGCUCAUGACCAUUGGUUCAAAAAAUGAGGACGAACCACUGGUGUCCGGUGUGAACGCACUCUAAAACUGCAGCUGGGUUGCGUUCAGGUUGUUGCUGCCGUGCAGCGACGGGCGGUUGUUCUGCUGAGGGCAGGAGGCCACUGAUGCUGUUGUUUGGACGAGUGUUGUAUCUGUUGUGUGUGUGUGGUGGUGUUACCUACAGCCACGUGGAGAUCCGACGGUUGACUCCGUUUCUGUUGGUUACAUCUAGAAAACCUAGACCAAAAGUCGUAUCUUUAUCUUUUUAGUAUUUAAUAACAACAUUUUACAACAGCCUCAUUCAGAUCUGCUCUGAACUGCACGGACGCUUCUCCCACUAUAAAGACACGGGGCAGUUUAGGUGGGGGGGUGAGGGGGGGGUUGAAACCAGUACCAGUACCAGUACCAGUACCAGUACCAGUACCAGUACCAGUAUGACCAACAGCAGCACAGACGUAGAAGAAAUUGUACUCCUAAUAAGAUUACCAGACCAGUUGUACCAGUUCCUGUAACUGGUUCCCACUUAAAAAAAGAAAGAUUAAAAGUAGAAAAAUCGGAUUCCUCCAUGUACCACUAGAGGGACCCUAAGUACCAGUUGUGGUACACGUACCAUCGAUUAUGAACCACUGGAUGAUGAUGUUGCUGAAACCAACUGUGGACACAAAGUUUGUCAACAACAAACAGCAGUCCACUGCUGCCCCCUGUGGUCAGUUUGGGUGAGUGAGAUCAGUCUGAACACAGCAGUGGACGACUGUUGUUGUUGGAGGUGUAGACAUCUUAGUGGCUUUUUAUUGCCCUCUAGUGGCUUCCUCUGGUAACAGCGCACAGCAGUUGUUUGUCUGUGGUCGAUCCCUUUACACACUGGAGAUAAACCACGAGUUCAAAUUGUAAAAUGACAAUCAGUUAAGAUGAAUAUGAGAAAAAAACGUUUUCUACACAGCAGACAGUCUUUAAUGCUGUGGAAAUAUCCCACAAUGCACCAGGACAAACCUCUGUAUUUGGCUUCAAUCACAGUUUAAAUGAUGACUGUGAUGAAGAACGUUUUAUCUUGAACAAAUCAGUGUUAAAAAAAGUCACUUUCUUUUGGGGUUGAUAGUUGGUCCCUUAGUUUUAUGUUGAAUAUUUACAUUUUAGCACAAAUGUAGAAAUGUGUAUUUAUAUUUUUUCAUUUUUGUCUAAUUUAUUUCCCUCAGAAAAACCCUCUGUUUUUGACUGGGAUUAGGUUGAAAAGACUGUGUCGACAUAUUCACAUCCAGCCAG
Cynoglossus semilaevis (tongue sole) is the source of this 4467-nucleotide messenger RNA. It is a transcript of the gene fam53c, whose product is annotated as family with sequence similarity 53 member C. The coding region runs from base 1151 to 2347 and encodes 398 amino acids. Gene Ontology annotation, cellular component: nucleus. Gene Ontology annotation, biological process: protein import into nucleus. The record is from RefSeq and is a predicted model, not a curated record. Lineage: Eukaryota; Metazoa; Chordata; Actinopteri; Pleuronectiformes; Cynoglossidae. The transcript has 5 exons.